AUGGCUUCUUUAAUAGCUUCUGUGGUUGAUAUGUACUCGGAUUCUGUUAUAGACAGUGUAAUCACAGGUUGGAGUUGGGCUUUCCAACUCACACAGCCUCUAAAACACCCUGGGAGGCUGAGUAAGGCAAAAGUUAAUGCAAAGUAUGCCCAACCACGCCAAACUUCUUCCAUUAUUGCAUUUUGGAACUUCGUCAAAAGGUGGCCCAAGUCAUCCAUGCUCCAAUUCCAAGUCCAGAAUGAGCUAUUUGGGGUCGCAGAUGACUCUAUUUGGCUUGCUAAGAGUGACAUUCAAGAAUUGUGCACCAUGCAAUACUUGGGAGCCCAACAAAUAGGAGUUUGGUACUUUAAAGAAAGACUGUUGGACAUGGGUGGGUUGAAUCGAGUCUAUGAAUUUUUGAAUCCGGGUGCGAUUGCCACCGAUGCAGGGGAUGAGAGUAAUCGUUGCCAAGCACUAGUCGCUCGAAUGACUAGGAUGACUAAUUCAGAGAAAUGGCUUAUUGCCCCAUAUAAUAAUAGGAAGAUGUUUCACUGGAUGCUUGUAGUCAUCCAGCCAAGUACGCAGACGGUGGCGUACUUGGAUUCAGGCAACGACGACAUCCCGGAUGAUUUGAACUUUAUUAUAUCCACAUCGUUCACAAUGUAUAACCGAAUGGUACGACGACCUGAUCGACCUACCCAGUGGAUGACUCCUAUUUGUCCUCAACAACCCGAUGACAAACAGUGUGGAUACUACGUCAUGAAAUUCAUUGAAAGUUUAUGGUCGUAG
Messenger RNA from Cannabis sativa, 768 nucleotides. RefSeq lists its product as uncharacterized. The coding region runs from base 1 to 768 and encodes 255 amino acids. Lineage: Eukaryota; Viridiplantae; Streptophyta; Magnoliopsida; Rosales; Cannabaceae. The transcript has 4 exons. The record is from RefSeq and is a predicted model, not a curated record. Gene Ontology annotation, biological process: proteolysis. Gene Ontology annotation, molecular function: cysteine-type peptidase activity.